AUGCAGGUCACAUAUUCAACCUGCCAAUCAACCAAUCAUGAAUCAGAACGCAUCAACCUCCAACCAAUCACGAGGCAGGACACAUUUUCAACAGACUAUUCAACCAUUUACAGUUCAGGACACAUCACGAAGCAAGACGCAUCUCCAGCUGAUCCAUUUCUAUCCCAUCAGUCAACCAAUCACGAUCCAGGACACAUUUCCCUCUCAACCAACCAACCAAUCAGGAUCCAGGACACUCUUAACCAAUCAUCCAACCAACAUCCAGGACACAUCUCCAAUCAACCAAUCACGAUCCAGAACACAUUCUUCUCCAAACCAAUCAACCAAUCAGGAUCCAGGACACAUUUCCCGCCAACCAAUCACCCAAUCAGAAUCCAGGACACAGCUCCCACCAACCAAUCAUCCAACCACGAUCCAGGACACAGCUCCCACCAACCAAGCAACCAAUCAGGAUCCAGGACACAUUUCCCUCCAACCAACCAACCAAUCAGGAUCCAGGACACAUUUCCCUCCUACCAACCAACCAAUCACGAUCCAGGACACAUCUCACUCCAACCAACCACCCAACCGCAAUCCAGGACACAUUCCCCUCCAACCAAUCAGGAUCCAGGACACAUUUCCCUCCAACCAACCAACCAAUCAGGAUCCAGGACACAUUUCCCGCCAACCAAUCACCCAACCACGAUCCAGGACACAUUUCCCGCCAACCAAUCACCCAACCACGAUCCAGGACACAUUUCCCUCCAACCAAGCAACCAAUCAGGAUCCAGGACACAUUUCCCUCCAACCAACCAACCAAUCAGGAUCCAGGACACAUUUCCCUCCAACCAACCAACCAAUCAGGAUCCAGGACACAUUUCCCUCCAACCAACCAACCAAUCAGGAUCCAGGACACAUUUCCCUCCAACCAACCAACCAAUCACGAUCCAGGACACAUCUCACUCCAACCAACCACCCAACCGCAAUCCAGGACACAUUCCCCUCCAACCAAUCAGGAUCCAGGACACAACUCCCUCCAAACCAACCACCCAAUCGCAAUCCAGGACACAACCAACCAACCGACCAAUCACGACGCAGGGACCACAAGCCCCGCCCCCCUCCGCCUCCUUCCUCCCGCGCGUUCCCUGCAAUAAAUCUAUAGAGACGGAGAGAGUCUAG
Molecule: messenger RNA, 1158 nt
Organism: Penaeus indicus
Lineage: Eukaryota; Metazoa; Arthropoda; Malacostraca; Decapoda; Penaeidae
Exons: 1
Coding region: 1-1158 (385 amino acids)
Source: RefSeq, a predicted model, not a curated record